Messenger RNA from Penicillium taxi, 564 nucleotides. RefSeq lists its product as uncharacterized. The record is from RefSeq and is a predicted model, not a curated record. NCBI's taxonomy places the organism in Eukaryota, Fungi, Ascomycota, Eurotiomycetes, Eurotiales, Aspergillaceae. The transcript is spliced from 3 exons. Bases 1 to 564 code for a protein of 187 amino acids.
AUGAAGGUUUCCAAGACGGGUUGUGCGGAGACUGGACGCCCGGCACGCGCCUGUCAGGAGUGCCGUGAGAAGAAGAAGCGAUGCACCCAUCGUGAUAUUGGCAACUCUAGACCUGUGAUGAAUAUCUCAAAGACACCUAAGACUCGCGCACGUAAGGCGGAGAAGGAAGUCAGGAAGUCAGUUGAGUCACCGUCGAAGAUACUCUACUCCGCAGCACCUGCUACUGAGACUGAAUCAAUCUCCAGUUUCCCAAAUACUGCCAAGUUGUGUCACAGUAACAAUCUCGACACAGGAUCUGGUCAUUCUCCUCAAGGGCAUCCCGUCAGUCCCAAUUAUUCAAACUCUCCCAUUCCUGAACUCCCAGAGGAUAGCGUGGAAGCUGCUUGCCAUAUGGCCAUACAUGUUGCUCACGCACGUGAACUCGAGUGUCGCCUUACUGAGUUCAGGAAGCAGAUCGACGCUUUAGGUGAUCUCUAUACUCAAAUAGAGGCUGCUCAUCAGGCUGGCCAACAUGCUCUGCAAGCCGUCAAUAACUGGACUGCGGUAUGGAGCGAGGGUUUAUAG